Messenger RNA from Notolabrus celidotus (New Zealand spotty), 2650 nucleotides. Its product is annotated as eukaryotic initiation factor 4A-I-like. The record is from RefSeq and is a predicted model, not a curated record. Gene Ontology annotation, molecular function: RNA helicase activity; ATP binding; translation initiation factor activity. The transcript has 11 exons. Gene Ontology annotation, biological process: cytoplasmic translational initiation. Gene Ontology annotation, cellular component: cytoplasmic stress granule. NCBI's taxonomy places the organism in Eukaryota, Metazoa, Chordata, Actinopteri, Labriformes, Labridae. The coding region runs from base 94 to 1308 and encodes 404 amino acids.
CUAACGGACGGCGGUGUGUUGCAAUGAGAAAGCCUCUUUGUGUGUUGUCAACGUAUAUAAGACAUUUCUGCCGCAGUUUCUUUCUUUGGAAUAAUGUCGGCUGACUUUGAAAAUAGAGACAAUGGCCCCGAGGGCAUGGAGCCAGAUGGCAUCAUUGAGAGUAACUGGAAUCAGAUCGUGGACAGCUUUGAUGAGAUGAGCCUGCGCGAGACCCUUCUCAGGGGAAUUUAUGCCUAUGGUUUCGAGAAGCCCUCUGCCAUCCAGCAGAGAGCCAUUAUCCCUUGUAUCAAGGGUUAUGAUGUGAUCGCUCAGGCCCAGUCUGGCACUGGGAAGACUGCCACCUUUGCCAUCUCCAUCCUUCAGCAGAUUGACGUGGAGCUGAAAGAAACCCAGGCUCUGGUCCUGGCUCCAACCAGGGAGCUGGCUCAGCAGAUCCAGAAGGUGGUGCUGGCUUUGGGUGACUACAUGGGGGCCAUCUGCUACGCCUGCAUCGGAGGGACCAGCAUCCGCAAUGAGGUCCAGAAGUUGCAGGCGGAAGUCCCUCACAUCGUAGUGGGAACACCUGGCCGCGUGUAUGACAUGUUGACCCGUGGAACCCUGUCUUCUAAGAACAUUAAGAUCUUUGUGCUGGACGAGGCCGAUGAGAUGCUCAGCAGAGGGUUCAAGGACCAAAUCUACGACAUCUUUAGGAAACUGAUCAGCAGCGCACAGGUUGUCCUUCUGUCAGCCACCAUGCCGGCUGACGUGUUGGAGGUCACAAAGAAGUUCAUGCGUGAACCUGUGAGGAUCCUGGUGAAGAAGGAGGAGCUGACCCUGGAGGGUAUCCGUCAGUUCUACAUCAACGUGGAGAAGGAGGAAUGGAAGCUGGACACGCUGUGUGAUCUGUACGAGACUCUGACCAUCACACAGGCUGUCAUCUUCAUCAACACGAGGAGGAAAGUGGACUGGCUCACAGAGAAGAUGCAUGCCAGAGACUUCACAGUCUCUGCUCUGCAUGGAGACAUGGAGCAGAAAGAGAGAGACCUGAUUAUGAGGGAGUUCCGUUCCGGCUCCAGUCGAGUCCUCAUCACCACUGACCUGCUCGCCAGAGGUAUUGAUGUCCAGCAGGUGUCCCUAGUCAUCAACUACGACCUGCCCACCAACAGGGAAAACUACAUCCACAGGAUUGGUCGGGGCGGUCGUUUCGGCAGAAAGGGAGUAGCCAUCAACAUGGUGACUGAGGACGACAAGCGAACCCUGAGGGACAUCGAGACUUUCUACAACACCACCGUCGAGGAGAUGCCCAUGAACGUGGCCGAUCUGAUUUAGAAGAGCCCUCGCAUUACGCCCUCUGUCCUCCCCACCCUGCUUAUUUUAGAAGUCAAACUUUGUUUCUUAUAUGAUCUGAUUCUAAGAACUUCUUUUGCUAAAUUCAGCCUCAACUUUACCCCUCCAUCAGAAAGGAAAGGAUGAACACAGCCACCACUCUUCCUGUUCUUUGACAUAGUUUCCGCCAUGUUCGAAGGAUGAAUUACUGACCUGCUUCAUGUGCUUUCCACCCCACAUCAGCACCUAAAUUCUCCCUGCAGCUCCAUAAUUUGAACAUUUCCACUCUAAGAACUUUUAAACAGAGUUCAUAGACGGGCCCAUCCAGUGCAAAACAGAACCGCAUUUCCAAAAGCACAUAAAAACACCCCGUGAGGUUCACAGUGAUUUGAAGGAUUCUAGCUCUGGCUGUUAGCUUAACAUUUAAAUUAAAACUCAGCUCAGUUGUGUUAGCGUUGUGCAUGUAAUCAGAGAAACUUUUGUGAAAUGUGGCUGUGAUUUGUAGCUGCAUCGCGUCACAGGGUGCUGCACCACUGCUGGAUGAGAGGUUUAGACUGCAGCUCAGUUUGGACUCAGAAUAAUCAAACAAGACGUGCUGCAUUUGACCGAUCAGUAUUCAAACAACCUUCAGUGUACUUUACAAACAGCCUUGAACAUAUGACCAUGUUGAAGAGCGGUUUUGGGGCUAGAGUACACGGGGCAUACUCAAUAAAAAGACCUGUAUAGUAAAAACCCAUCAUGAAUGAGUUGUUUACCAUUUUGAUCCUUUUACUGCUGUUUCAUAUUAUAUAUAUAUAUUUUUUAUGGCUAUUGUACAUACUGCUUGACUUGUGCAGUAGCGUUCAGUUGAAGACCGACCGGUGGCUGAGGAUGUUUGGGGGCAAGCUGACGGUGAGUUGGGGGAGACUUUGCCUCCGGACCCCGAUGACCUGGUUGCGUUUUCACCUCUAACUCUUUUUGUUAAUUUUUAUUUUUCAACAAUAUUGGAAGUUUUUUUCUUUUUUUUUUUUUUUUUUGACUCGGUGGUGGUGACUAACCUACCUCCCCAAAAAUGUCAGGGAGGGGGUGGCUGCCAUACGAAAGGACCAAACUAUAGAUUAAAUAUAUAGACCCUCCCUGCCCCUCCCUUUAUAAGCGCUCGUGUUAAAAUGCCUGUCAUCAUGGGGUGUCUGGUGUAGGAGAUCUGUCAUGUUUUGGGGUGUAUAGUCAGUGCUAUUUUUUAAAAUGAAUUUACGGACUUGUUAACCUUUUUGAGACAGAAACAGUGUAUCAAGUUUUCUACAUUGGCUUCUGUAUAGUAUUUAUUUUAAUGGUCUUUAAAAAAAUAAAGGUUUCUCCUUUUUAA